AUGAUCCCUUGUUGUAGUGGUCAUGCGUCAGCAGCUCGAGGCUCCAUUCCAUAUAAGCUCUCCAGUCCCCCCCCCGAUCAAACAGAUUGUGCUUUUCUAGCUUCCGAUCAACAUCGCCAAUCUAUCUAUCCGAACAUGGCAGAUCAAACCGAGAAGAUGAGCGGCGAGCCUUCCGUCGAGCGAGGUGAUACCCAGCUGCUUGCAACUCUGGGGUAUAAGCAGGAGCUACGACGCCAUUACUCGACAGUUCAGGUCUUCGCGAUUGCUUUCAGUAUCAUGGGACUGUUGCCGUCCAUCGCAUCAACCUUGUCGUUCUCUAUACCAGCUGGUCCUGUUGGCAUGGUUUGGGUAGGAUGGCUGGCGGCGAGUUUCUUUAUCUUCAUCGUUGGGCUAGCUAUGGCCGAUCUAGCGUCUGCGAUGCCUACCGCCGGUGGCCUUUACUUCUGGACACAUUACUUCAGCGGAGAGAAGUGGAAGAACCCUCUGAGCUUCGUGGUCGGGUAUAGCAACACCAUUGGACUCAUCGGAGGCGUGUGCUCUAUAGAUUAUGGAUUCGCUACCAUGCUGCUCGCAAUAGUCUCGAUAGCGCGCGAUGGCAACUGGUCCGCCUCUCGACCAGUUGUCUACGGUACCUACGUCGGCUGCGUAGUUGUCCACGGGCUAAUCGCAACCUUCUUCGCAAGGAUCAUGCCAAAGAUCCAGUCCGCCUGUAUAUUUACGAACAUCGGUCUGGUAAUCGCCACUGUCCUCGCCUUGCCCAUCGGCAAAGCGGUCAAUGGUGGAAGCAUCAACUCGGGCACAUACGUCUUUGGGCAAUUGGAGAAUCUCACCACAUGGCCGACAGGAUGGGCGUUUAUGCUCGCUUGGCUCUCGCCCAUUUGGACCAUCGGCGCCUUUGACUCUUGUGUCCACAUGAGUGAAGAGGCUACCAAUGCUGCGCGCGCAGUUCCACUUGGGAUUCUGUGGUCUUCCGGGCUUUGCGGAAUUCUGGGCUUUCUUUCGCUAGCUGUCAUUGCGGCAGUCAUAAACACGGAUCUGGAAGCAGUCAUGGGCACUGCUUUCGGGCAGCCGAUGGCUCAAAUAUACUAUGACUGCCUCGGAAAAUCCGGCGCGCUCGGCUUUAUGGCUAUAGUUGCCCUAGUCCAAUUCUUCAUGGGCCUAAGCUUGGUCGUCGCCGCCUCCCGCCAAAGCUGGGCCUUCUCCCGCGACGGCGCUCUUCCAUUUUCUUCUUACUUUCGCCAUGUCAGUAAACGCAUCCGCUACCAGCCCGUCCGAAUGGUCUGGGGCGUCGUGGCCGCGGCGGUGAUAAUCGGCCUCCUCUCACUCAUCAACGCCGCAGCUGCGAACGCACUCUUCUCACUCGCAGUCGCCGGAAACGAUCUUGCCUGGAUGAUGCCAAUCCUCUGCCGGCUGGUCUGGGGUGAGGAGCGGUUCCAUCCCGGCGUGUUCUACACCGGGAGGUUUAGCAAGCCUAUUGCUGUUACGGCGAUUGUGUAUUUGGGGUUUGCGAUUGUGCUUUGUAUGUUUCCGACGCUGGGACCAGGGCCGACGGCCGAGGAUAUGAAUUAUACCGUGGUCAUCAAUGGUGCGCUCUGGGGUGGUGCUUUGCUAUACUACGUUCUGUAUGCGCGAAAGACAUACAAGGGCCCGCAGACCACGGUGCAAUCGGCAUCGUCCUCUUCUACUCCGUCUGAGAUAAACCUAGGGACUGGGCGCUCUGAGAAGGUAGGGAUGUAG
Aspergillus calidoustus is the source of this 1737-nucleotide messenger RNA. The record is from the annotation of a GenBank genome assembly. Lineage: Eukaryota; Fungi; Ascomycota; Eurotiomycetes; Eurotiales; Aspergillaceae.